AUGUCAGAACAGGAUGUGGAGACAGAAUCCUUGCCUUCUUCACCGAGAUCAUGGACACCGACUGAAGAAGAAUGUGUAAGAUUGGGAGGAGAACAUGGAUGGUUUGCCAGAGGCGAUAAAAGACCCACAGAGAAGAGAUUACCCUUCAAUCGACCUAAACUUAUACAGGUAUCUUUGUGCAAUAUCCGUUAUUCUUUGUUUUUAGGUGUAUCAUGCUCUCCCUUUUGUCGCUCGGUAUUCUCAAUAUUGGUUAAGAAACUACCAUAGUAGAGAUCGUUUGUUCAUCAACACGUUUGAACCCCUGAGGCAUAAAUUUACUUAUGGGGUGCCUUGUGGAGGAAUUGGAUGUGGAAGCAUUGGAAGGGAUUUCAGAGGUGGGUUCUGCAAAUACGGACUCAAGCCUGGGUUAAUUGAACAUCAUGUGCAUGCUGUUAAGGUGAGUUAGUAAAAUUUUUUUUUACUCUACUUGCUUAGGCCAACCAAUUUAUAUUAACCCUCAGGAAAGGGAAUGGUGAAACAAAACAAGUUGUGUUGGGGAUAAAUGAACAGCAAACAAGCAGACUCAGUAAUUGGAAAUUCGAUAUCCCUGAGGAAAAUAUUUAUUACAGGUAGAUUCUUUAAUGAUGUUAUAAAUAUGAAAAUUUAGAGGCUUAUAUCCUCGUUCAUGGACCAUGUAUAAGAUCCCGGAAUAUAAUGUGACCGUUGUCAUCAAGCAAACCUCCCCAAUCAUUCCGCAUAAUUACAAAGACUCAUCUAUGCCGGUUACCUUGUUCCAAUUUGAAUUGUUCAAUGAAAGUGAAGAAGAUCUCCAAGCAGCAAUUACAUUUACAUUCAGAAAUGGAACUGGAUGCAAGAAAACGCAGGCAGAAGGGAUAUGCAAAAGUCUCUCCAUUACAUCUCCAUCAGGUUAGCGCUUACUUUUUGUUUUAUUCUUUAAGUUUAGGCAGAGGAAUCUUGUUGGAGCAUACCAUAGACAAAAUGGACACCACUUAUUGUGUCAUGUCGGCGGAUAUAGAUUCAACUUCUGUCGCAUCAUUCGACCCGACAAGUUUAGAUUGUCAAAUGUGGAAAUCUUUGGAAGAAAAUCUAGACUUGAAUAAACUCGAUGCCGAGACCGAGUCCAAUCAGUUGGCUGUUGCCUGCUCUACACUAAGGUCUUUGAAAGCCAAAGGGUCCUCUGGCAUCGACUUUUCUUUGGUAUGGCAUAUGCCGAAGGUCCAUUUCACGUCAAGGAAACGGACUUAUCGGAGAUUUUAUACAAAUUAUUUUGAUGCCUCGAAGCCAGAUGUUGCCUAUGACAUUGGAUGUUAUGCCUUGAGUAAUAAAGAACGAUGGCACAGGGAGAUUGAGGAAUGGCAGAGCAGUGUGUUGGACGAACAGCAAGUCUUUUAUUUCAUAUUGUUACUGUUUUAGAAACAUCCCGGCAUGGUUUAAAAGCGCAUUGUUUAAUGAACUCUACUAUUUGACUGAUGGUGGGACUGUCUGGUUUGCCUUUGAUGAGAGCUGGAAGGUCGAUGAGCCCCAUCUUAGUGAGUACACACUCAGGCAUUUCAAGGAUUACGGUAGAUUUGCCUAUCUAGAAUGUAAGACUUUUGUUUUUAUUUUUUGAUCUCAGUUUAGCAUGGGAAUAUCGUAUGAUGAACACCUACGAUGUGCAUUUCUACGCUUCUUUUGCAUUGGCCGAACUCUUUCCAUGGGUUGAGUGCACGAUGCAAAUGGAAAUGAGUAUGUUUACUAUUAAAAUAUUGCUAUGAUUCUAGGAGAUCAAAUGGAAUACAGUAUCCCUAAACAAGUCAGAUUCCACAUGGAAGGGGACAGAGCCCCCUUGAAGACUCUGAAACGUGUCCCCCAUGAUCUCGGAAACCCGGCCGAUGAACCCUUUCUCAGAGUGAAUGCUUAUAUUAUGCAUGACACCGGAAAAUGGAAGGAUCUCAACCUCAAAUUCGUUCUGACUUCUUAUCGUGAUUACUUGUUGCUGAUGAAGAAAGACGCAGAAUAUCUCAGAUUCAUCUAUCCGGCGGUUCAAGAGGUCAUUGAGGAGGGUUUAACAAAGUGGGAUCGGAAUGGGGAUUCGAUGAUUGAAAACUUUGGAGCUGCUGAUCAAACAUACGAUGCUUGGAAGAUGGUAGGCGUCAGUGCUUACUGUGGAUCACUCUGGUUGGGAUCUCUGGCCGUGGCAUUGAAAAUGGCAACCGAUAUUAGUGAUGAAUCGGGGAUCAAAAGAUACGAAGAAGCAUUAACGUCUGCUAAGAGGGUAUAAUAAUAAAAUAUGAUGAUAAUUAUUAUUAUUAUGUUUUGUAGGUUUUUGAAUCGUACUUGUGGAAUGGAAGUUAUUACAACUUUGACCAGGCUUCUAACAGUAAUUCGACGAUCAUGGCCGAUCAGCUAUGUGGGUUUUGGUAUCUGCAGUCAGUUGAUCCGGAACUGGCGAAGGGGGUGUGUACUCUUAUAUUUUCCGAAAUGUUUACAGUUGUUGCCUCAACCUCACGUCGACUCGGUUUUGGAAACAGUCUUCAAUUACAAUGUAGUAAAGUUUGCGGAUUGUACCCUCGGGGCGGUAAAUGGAAUGCUUCCGACUGGUAAAAUUGAUAGAAGUUACAUUCAAGCGGAUGAGGUCUGGAUUGGGAUCACUUAUUCUCUCGCUUCAUUCUUUAUCCAACAGGUAAGUGAUGAGUUUUAGAUUCAAGAAUAAUUUAAAUUAUGUUUAGAAUCAACUCAUGAAAGGAUUUGAAACGGCUUCCGGCUGUUACGACGCUUGCUUUAACCGUUUUGGUCUCCAAUAUCAGACUCCAGAAGCCCUCUACAGAAAAAGGUUUUAUCGGGCUAUCGGUUACAUGAGACCCUUGGCCAUCUGGUCCAUGUACACGGCAUUGAAGAACCAGCAGUUCUUCCAAAACAAUAAUUAG
Bursaphelenchus xylophilus (pine wood nematode) is the source of this 2906-nucleotide messenger RNA. Lineage: Eukaryota; Metazoa; Nematoda; Chromadorea; Rhabditida; Aphelenchoididae. The record is from the annotation of a GenBank genome assembly.